Molecule: messenger RNA, 967 nt
Organism: Strongylocentrotus purpuratus (purple sea urchin)
Lineage: Eukaryota; Metazoa; Echinodermata; Echinoidea; Camarodonta; Strongylocentrotidae
Exons: 4
Coding region: 101-703 (200 amino acids)
Biological process (GO): signal transduction
Molecular function (GO): protein binding
Source: RefSeq, a predicted model, not a curated record
CACGCACUUUUCUCUACGGAACUGAUCGGUGAUUAAUAGGCCUACCGAUCUCCGGACUCCCAUAAAGGAAUCCAUUAUAAAGCUCACCCAGACUGCCAGUAUGAGUGCCAACGCAGAACCUCAUGACUUUAGUGACAUCCUCAAACAAGUGGCUCGAAGAAUAUCCGAGGUAGAAGACAUUGAUAAUCUUGGGAAAGCUUUGGGUUUCAUACCAGCUGAAAUCGCUCGCUACAAGCAGACCAACACACGCACUUAUGACAUUAACUACAGCGGGACAGAGAGUAUGCUUUGCCAGUGGCAUGAGGGUCAGGGUAAGGCUGAACAGCAAGAGGCGUUGAUUCAUGCACUUCGGACAGCCAACCUUCAUCCCAUUGUUGACGAACUAUUUCCUACAUCUAACCCUGGUGCAAAAUCAGAGAGCCAACCAGGGUGUGAAGCAAAUAAGAAUGAAAUGGUCACAGACGUCCACAUCAGGAAUCUAUCCGAGCUCCUACUCUCAAGUCAUUAUUACAGCCUUAGUGCUUCCUUGGACAUCAAGUACAGCAUCGCAGAAGGGAUCGAAAAGAAGGAAAUGAGGAGCUAUCCUGAAAUGUACAUCAAGCUGUUACACCGAUGGAAUGCGGGAUCAAAUAGGACUUUGAGUCAACUUGAUCAAGCACUGAAAGAGUCCGGUGCCCGUGGUCUUAUAUCUAAAUAUAAAUAGAAAAAUGUGAGAUGAGUGUUAUAUGAGCAGGUUCAGUUUCGAUCAAGAUCAGUGCUCCCAUCAUUCCUGUGUGUUGUCAUACCCUAGUCAAAAGUAAAUAGUCAUAAAAUAUUCGAAAGAUAGUGAAAAAACAUCACAGAAGAUACUUUUUUGACUAUCUUAUUUCUGAAAUAUAUUUCUCAUCUCUCAUUUGUUCCAAGAAGAGAUGAGUGUUAGGCCAAAACAAAAAAAUAAUUUGGUUGUCCUCGACCGCCCGCUCGUCAU